AUGCUUGGUCGACUCUUUACCGGUACCAAGAAGGACGAGGCCGCCAAGUCCACGCGCCCUCCCAAUGCCACUGGCGGGGGCCGCUCGGCGGCUGGCGACGCAGCACCCGGUGGCGGUGGCGGCUUCUUCAACCUGCCCCCGACCGCGGCCAAAGCCGCUGGCUUUUCGAACCCAAACAACCCUGCCUCGUACAGCACGUCGCCGUCAACGGGGCAGUCGAAGCCAUCUUACGGCGUCACGCCGCCGCCGGCGCAGCAGCCGCAGCAAGGGUACGCCCCGUCGCUCUUGUCGUACCAGCGCAAUCCAUCAGCCACGUCACCAUCGCCCGCACCGCCAUCGCUCUUUGGCGGCAUGCACAUGAAGCAACCCGACGCAGCAGCUGCACCUGUCGACGCACCAAAGCCCACAAGCCUGUUCAACGGCCUCGACUUGGGCGGCUCGGCGGCCCCAGCACAAGCGCCGUUGAGCCUCAACCUAUCCUCUGGGCCAUCGCCCACGCCAGCCGCAGUCGAGCCGCCUGUUCAGAAGCAGCGCGCGCCGCGCCCAGGAACCUUCAACUACCUCAACGUCGCCCCGACCGACGUCUCGUCGACACCCGCGGCGUCCAUGCCGAUUCCCGCGCCGGCCCCGAUCAAGAAGAAGAAGAAGCCAUCGUUCCGUCCUGGCUUUGACCGGCAGAGCUCCGAAGACACGGGCUCGCAGCGCGGAGACGAUGACGACGAUGGACGGUCGCGUGGCUCGGUGCUGAGCGGCCUCACCGUGAACCCCGUCAUGCCCGAGGUCCCCGGCCGACUCCACCGUGCAUCUACCGGCCGCACUGGCACGACACCAACGCGAACAACCGCGCGUUCGUCGAGCUCGGCCAACGACAGCCUCAGCGGCCUCUUGGACCAACUCACGAUCGUCAACGUCGGGCCCGGCGCAGCAGGAUACGCGAUGCCGCCGCCCGUCCAAACGUCCAUGCCGACGACGACACCGACGACAGUAGCACCCACAACAACAGCGGCGGCGACGCCCGUGCACCGGAAGAGCACGCCGAGUCCGCGCCCGAGCCUCGUCGUAUCGCCGGCGGCGCCACGGCCGUCGUCGCGCCAGCCACCGGUGGUUGCGCCCGUGACCCCCGAAGGUCGCCUUGUGCAGCUCAUCCGCGACUACGACGCGACGUCCAAGAGCUUUCGCGACGCGAUCGUGCAACUCUCUCAAGAAGACGCGCGUCUUGUCGAAAAGAAGGCGAUGCUGUCGCGCCAGCUCGCCCAAUAUGCGCUCGACUUGCAGUCGGUCGAAGCGCAGCAGCUCCAGGCCGCCGAAGACGAGGACUUUGAGCGCGCAGACGCGCUCAACACGACGAUCGGCAGCGUGCGCCACUGCAUCAUGCUCUCGCAGAGCGACUUGCGCAAGGCCGAGACGGACCUCGCGGCGAUCACCAAGCAGCGCGAGAAGCUCAUGGUCCACCACGUGCGCACGACAAAGGGCGUGCUGCUAGGCAUCCAAAAGUGCGAAGACGACCGGUCGGCCGCGUACGCCGAGCUCUCGGCCGCCGCCAAGGCGUACAAGGCCACCGAGCGCCGCCGCUUUGCGUUCGAACAGCAGCGCAUCGCAACCGAGCUUCACCACGUGACGGUCAACAUGGGCCACCUCGAGGGCGAGAAGCACGAGAUCGAGUCGUCGAUAGCGUCGCAGUGCACGGCCGAGACCGAGGCCCAGACGCGCCUCUUGGCCGAGAAAGCCAGCGUCGAGGCCGAGAUUGCCGAGCUCGAAGCCAAGCUCCUGGCGGCGCGCGCGCACGUGACCGAGAUCGACGCGGGCCUGGCGACCGCCGACGCCGGAAUCCAAGUCGUCCGGCACAAGUUUGCGCGGCAGCUCAAGCGCCUCGUCGAGCGUGAGAAGGGCAUCCUCAAGACGAAGAAGGAGAUCGAAGCGGACGACUUGGCGCUCGGGCGGCAGCAAGAGGCGUUUGCGGCCAAGAAGGCGAGCUACAGCGCCGAGAUGAGCCAGCUCGCAAGAGACGUGCUCGGUGUGCAAAAGGAAGUCCGCAUCGCGACCAUUAUGGUGCGGCUCACGGACGAGCAGAACGCGCGCCGGGACGCGCGCGACGCCCGCGUCAAGAAGCAAGAGACGCAGCUGCACGCGUUGCGCGAGGCGGCGCAGGCGGCCGAGCAGCAGUUCAAGCUCCUCGGCCAUCAGCUCGACGAUCUCAAGAAGAAGCUGCAGACGAACCGCACGGUCAUCAUGACGGCCGGCACGACGUUGCCGCAGCUCGAGACGGAGAAGAAGGCAGCGGCCGCCGAGCGCAACUUCAAGGAGGCGGCGCGGCUCUCGAAGGACAUCAAGCAGCUCGAGAAGGACCGGGCGACGGCCGAAGAGCAGAUUGACGUUCUGGGCAUGGAGAUCAAGGACAUUGACGACCGGAUCCACGUGCGCGAAGACGAGUUCCACGCCAAGCAAGACGAGCUCCGCGACGUCGAGAAGAACUUGGACCUUGAGUGGCUCGACGUGCUGUACCAAGUGCACGUCGACCUCCGGAGCGCGCUCCGGCAGCUCGCCAAGUACGACGGCGAGAAGUGGUCGACGAGUGACGGCGAGAGCGUCGACUUUCGCGGUGUUGCGCUCACCUUGGUGCAAAUGGAGUUUACGGCCGUCGUCCAGGAGAUCGAGGCGCUCGAAGACAAGUACAAUUUGGAGCCGCACGUGGCUGAGCUGCCGCCCGAGGUGCCCGAGAAGGAGCUCGUUUUGCUCUCGGAACCCACGGACGACGAGAGCGUCAAGGACGACGACGACGACGUCGAGUCGCUGGCCGCGGAGGCGAGUUUUUCCGAAUCGCCCAACGCCGCGCUGCCGCUGGCGCGGUCGGUCUCGGCCGCGACCGUCGGCGACCUAACGACGAGCGACGCGAUCAAGGACAAGAUCGCGUCGAUUGAAGCGCAGAUCGACGAGGCGACCGAGAACGAAGACUAUGAGCUUGCGGCGCGCCUCGACGACGAGCUCGAAGAGUGGAACGCGCGCCUGCACUUGGUCGAAGAGAAGGAAGGCGAGCUCAAGGAGAAGCUCAACGCCAACGACAUGCACAAGCAGGUCGAGGCGCUGCAGCACAAGAUUGAGCAACUCGCCGAGCAGAUUGAGAACGCGACGGCGGAAGAAGAGUACGAACUCGCGGCGGCGCUCGACGAGGAGCUCGUGGCCGCGCAGACGCAGAAGACGGACCUCCAGCUGACGCUUGCCAACCUCCCGGACGACGAAGACGUGCCGCCGCGCCGCCUCUCGGUGCAAAGCUCUCACUUGGUCGAAGACAACUCGGACGACGAAGACUCGGACAACGACGAUGUCGAGACGCAGGACGCUCCGUCGCCGGUGCACGUGGCUGAGCCGACUCCUGUGGCUGCUGAGCCUGCCCCGGUCGCCAGCGACGAACCAGUUGCCGUCCAACAGGAGGAAGCGCCGGCGGCUCCGACGUCUCUCUUUGGAGGUCUCUCGGUGGCCCCGACGACGGAGCCAGCAGGGAGUGCUCCGUCGCUUUUCGGCGGUCUCUCGCUUGCCCCGACGACGACGGACGCAGCCCCAGCACCGGUCGGCUUGUUUGGUGGUCUCUCGAUUGCCCCAACGACGACCGAGCCGACUGGUGCGCCCGUGAGCUUGUUUGGGGGGCUCAACUUGGCGUCGACCGAUGCGCCGGUGGCCACGGGCGGCUCGCUCUUUGGGGGUCUCGUCGUCGCUGCCCCCACUGAAGCGUCAGCGGACGCUUUGACCGAGACCAAGGUCGAAGAAGAGAGUGUGCCGGCGGACGAAGCGCUUUUGGGCGGCGACUACGUCAUGCCGUCGGACGCACCGUCGGCCAGCGAUGACGUGGACGACGACGAAGUGGACGACGAUGAAGAGGACGAAGUGGAUGAAGAGGACGAAGUGGAUGAAGAGGACGAUGACGAAGUGGAUGACGUUGCACAUGACGAGGAAGAAGAAGAGAAUACGUACAUGGCCCAAGAAGACACGCCCAUGUCGGCGGUCGAGGAGAUCUACAUGGAGCCAGCGUCGUCGCCCGUGGCGGUCGUCGAGCAAAUCGACUUGGCGGCCCCGACGACGCUCGCGCACGAGAUGCUCGCCCCUGUUGUUGCGCCGCUCGACGAGGGUGUCGCGAGUGAACCAGAGUCGAGCGACGUCGCUACUACACCUCUGGUCGUCGAGGAGACGGACGACGCCGCCGUUGAAGAAACCGAGAUGCACACCGUAGACACUGUUACCAACGAGAGCGCCGCGGAUGCCGACGAAGCCAGCGCCGUCCAUGACGAAGUCGGCGUCACUCGUGACGAAGGCAGCGUCGUUGCAACGCCCGCAGUCGUCGAGCCUGUCGCGGCCCCGUCGCUUUUUGGGGGUCUCGCACUCUCCAGCGAGGCGCCGGCAUCGCUCUUUGGGUCGCUAACAGUGGCGUCGCCAGAGCCGGCGUCGCUCUUUGGUGGUCUCUCGGUGGCGGCGCCGACUGUCGCCAGCGAUGCUCCGCUCUUCGGCGGUCUCGACGUGGCCAAGCCCAUCGUCAAGGACGACGAGUAAACCGAUGCAAAUGUAAUAAAGUC
Molecule: messenger RNA, 4562 nt
Organism: Saprolegnia diclina VS20
Lineage: Eukaryota; Oomycota; Saprolegniomycetes; Saprolegniales; Saprolegniaceae
Exons: 2
Coding region: 1-4539 (1512 amino acids)
Biological process (GO): cilium assembly
Cellular component (GO): centrosome; microtubule; mitochondrion
Molecular function (GO): protein binding
Source: RefSeq, a predicted model, not a curated record